Molecule: messenger RNA, 345 nt
Organism: Microthlaspi erraticum
Lineage: Eukaryota; Viridiplantae; Streptophyta; Magnoliopsida; Brassicales; Brassicaceae
Source: the annotation of a GenBank genome assembly
AUGGAAGGAGACGUGUUUUCAGGAUUUGGAGAAAGGCACAAUAUAGAUGGGAAGCUGUUGCAGAGUUUCCAGAAAAGCUUUGUGGAUGUUCAAGACAUUUUGGAUCAAAACCGGUUACUGAUCAACGAGAUCAACCAGAACCAUGAGUCGAAACAACCAGAUAACUUGGGUCGAAACGUGGGUCUGAUUAAAGAGCUUAACAACAACAUCAGAAGAGUAGCUAGCCUUUACGGUGAUCUCUCUCAUUCUUUUGCAAGGACAGUGGAUGCUUCAUCAGAAGGUGAAUCCAGUGGAACUCUGAAGUCUGAUGGCAAAGCUAACCAGAAGAGAUUUAGAUCCGGUUAG